Molecule: messenger RNA, 2268 nt
Organism: Adineta steineri
Lineage: Eukaryota; Metazoa; Rotifera; Eurotatoria; Adinetida; Adinetidae
Source: the annotation of a GenBank genome assembly
AUGUCAUAUCAACAGCCGCCAUCAUCUUCAAAUAAUAAUAAUAAUAAUCUACCACCAUUCGACUGGUCAGUGCCUGGUCGAAAUUUUAAUAGUGGCGCUCCUCCACCUCUUAUGGCGAUGCCAAAUAGGGAUGAUGUUCGAUUACCAUCAACGAUGGAACGUGUUUUAAAAUUUCGUGAUAAUCAACAUGAAGAAGAUCGUGUUACAAAAUUACAUAGUGGUGGUGGUCAUCAAACAGAUUCUGGCAUUGAUCAAAAUGAUGAAUAUGAUGAUGAAUCAGAUGAAGAAACUACUCCUCAAAAUGGUUUAUCACGAAAAGCAAAAAAAGAAGUCGAAAAACGACGGCGUCGUCGUGCUAAAAAGAAGACCAAAUCUACUGCUGCUCCUCCUACUCCUCAACCUCCCAUAGUUCCACAAUCAACAAAAUCCUCAGAUAAUUCUUCGAAAGAAAAUGAUAAGAGAAAGAAAACAAAAAAGCAUGAAUCAGAUGAUGAAGAUGAUCAUACGAAUGUUGAAAUUGAAUAUGUUCCAGAAGAUCUACCUGUGAAACGUGGCGAUGGUUAUUAUUCACAUUUUGUCAAAGUUUUCGAAAAUUUUAAAUUAGAUCAAAAUGGUGAUGACAGUAAAUUUGGAAAAAAACUUCUUGGCCCAAAAGCUCUUUUACCACGUGAUAAAACAAAUAUUGAUGAAAAUGAAGAUGAUGAUGAUGAAAAAGAAUUAAAUAAUCAUGAUAAAAAGAAAAAAGAUGAUGACGAUGAUGAACAAAAUAAGAAAAAAUCAAAAAAACAAAUGAAACGUGAAACACGUUUUAGUGUAGCACAAUUAAAACAACUUGUUAUACGACCUGAUGUCGUAGAAAUGUUUGAUGUUACAGCUAAAGAUCCAAAAUUACUUGUUCAUCUUAAAGCAACACGGAAUACUGUUCCUGUUCCACGUCAUUGGUGUGCAAAACGAAAAUAUCUACAAGGUAAACGUGGUAUAGAAAAGCCUCCAUUUCAAUUACCUGAUUUUAUUCGUCGUACCGGUAUUAUGGAAAUGCGUGAAGCACUACAAGAAAAAGAACAAAAUAAAACAUUAAAACAAAAAAUGCGUGAAAAAGUUCGUCCAAAAUUAGGAAAAAUUGAUAUUGAUUAUCAAAAGUUACAUGAUGCUUUUUUUCGUUGGCAAACAAAACCUCGCAUGUCUAUACAUGGAGAUUUAUAUUAUGAGGGAAAAGAAAAUGAAACACGUUUAAAAGAUAAAAAACCAGGUAUUUUAAGUGAAGAAUUACGUGUUGCACUUGGUAUACCUGUUGGACCAACAGCUGAUAAAUAUCCACCACCAUGGUUAAUUGCUAUGCAACGAUAUGGACCACCACCCAGUUAUCCAAAUUUAAAAAUUCCUGGUUUAAAUGCACCUAUACCUGAAGGUUGUCAAUUUGGUUAUCAUAGUGGAGGUUGGGGUAAACCACCUGUUGAUGAACAUGGUCGUCCAUUAUAUGGUGAUGUUUUCGGUACAAAUCAAUUUGCUUAUAUUCGUAGUAUGACUGAAGAAGAACAUAUUGAUAAAAAUUAUUGGGGAGAAAUUGAAGAAGAAGAACAAGAACAAGAAGCAGCUAGUUCAUCAGAUGAAGAAGAAACAACUGAAGAUACAGGUCUUGAUAGUGAAUUAGCUACUGAUGGACAAUCAAGUGUACCAACAGCAACAGACCAUACUCAUCAUCACGUACAUCAUCAUCAUGCUGCAUCGGAACAAGAACAAAUUAUCCAUCCAGCUGGCUUUCAAACACCUCAUGGUAGUGAAGGUUUUGCUACACCUAGCGGCACACAAUCAUCCAUACUUGGUACAGAAACACCACAACAGUUCGAACUACGUAAAUCUCGUUUUCAUGCAGAAAUGGAUGGUGAUGUAACACCCUCGCUAUAUACUGUUUUACCUGAAAAAAAUGUUGGUGUUGGUCAAUCAUCAUUAUUAUCAACGAAUCGUGUUUAUGAUUUUCAAGCAAUUCGAAAAGAUCAAAUGGGUCAAUCAGGAACAAAUCGAACUGAUACAUCUGGUGGUGUUGAUAUUGCUCUUAAUCCUGAUGAACUUGAUAUGAAUAGUCAAGCACUUGAAGCACGUUAUCGACAAGAAUUAAAUAAUAAAGAAAUAGCUAAAGAAGAUCUUAGUGAUAUGGUAUCAGAUCAUUUAAAUAAAACAAAUAAGAAGCGUAAAGGUAAACCAAAUGAUCCAAAUGCCAAAGGCGGUGAUAGUAGUGCAGCUAAAAAUUUGAAAAAAUUCAAAUUUUAA